Aedes aegypti (yellow fever mosquito) is the source of this 1440-nucleotide messenger RNA. RefSeq names its product ranBP-type and C3HC4-type zinc finger-containing protein 1. The record is from RefSeq and is a predicted model, not a curated record. Lineage: Eukaryota; Metazoa; Arthropoda; Insecta; Diptera; Culicidae. Gene Ontology annotation, biological process: proteasome-mediated ubiquitin-dependent protein catabolic process; protein linear polyubiquitination. Gene Ontology annotation, cellular component: LUBAC complex. Gene Ontology annotation, molecular function: ubiquitin-protein transferase activity; ubiquitin binding. The coding region runs from base 1 to 987 and encodes 328 amino acids. The transcript has 4 exons.
AUGGAUACGGAAGCCAAUCCUCCAGUCGCAGAGUGUGCCUCUGCCGGAACCGAACCCGUGCAACCUUUGCGACGCGAUGACACCCGCCGGAUCCGGAGUGGUCCUCUUCAAAUUGUACACAGCUUCUGUAUCGGUUGCCUGAAAACGUCUCUCCGGGUUGGUAACAGCACCGGAUGUCCGUUCCCGAAUGCUCGCUAUGAAUGCGUAGGAAAUUUGGAGCAACGAGAGCUGGAAGCACUGUUGAAUGCCGAAGAGUACCAGUUAUUGAUGAAGCGCCGACAGAAUUCGCUCAAGAGCAUUUCCGAUUCUUUGCAGAAGGAAAGGACUGAUUCACUGCCAGCCGAACUGAAACUUCUGGUCACGCUGACCGAUUCCUGUUUGGUACCGAAUGCCGAGCCCUUCGAGUGUCCCAUUUGUUACGGCGAGUUUGGAGUGAACGAUGGCGUGACCCUGCAUGAUUGCUUUCAUUGCUUCUGUCGCGAGUGUUUGGCCAACUCCAUCAAGCAUGCCCAAGAUGUAGAAGUUCGAUGUCCUUUCAAGGAUCGGAACGCCUCCUGCGAAACCGUAAUCCAAGACCAGGAGAUCAGGAGUCUUCUCAGCGAACAUGACUACAGCGUCUAUCUAAAGCGGUCUUUGGAACAGGCCGAGAUCUCGAUUACCGGCGCUUUCCACUGUAAGACCCCGAAUUGCCUCGGAUGGUGCAUCUUGGAGAUUCAGGACAGCGUCACCGUGUUCCAGUGUCCCAUAUGCAGCGCUCAGAACUGCUUGCUGUGUGAGGCUGUCCAUACCGGCAUGAACUGCGAAGAAUAUAACGAAAGAUUGAACAUAGAUUACGAAUCUCAUCUUUCUGUGGAAGAAAUUGACCGCAUGAUUGCAACGCAUACGGCAAUGCGAUGUCACAAUUGUCGUUUCGUACUGACGAAGGAUGGUGGAUGUGACAACAUAAUCUGUGGUAAGUGCCAAUUGCAAUUGAAGUGGGCUCCUUGAAGCCCCCUUUAAUUAAUCUUUCUGGAAAUGCAAAAAAAGGCAAGCUGGAUAACUUUGAAAUCAUGCAAAUAAGUAUCCUAUUCACGACACUACCGGUCAUCUUAUACUAGGGCAUUUGAGAUUAACCUGUUCAAAGCAGUCUUUGUUCAAGGGUUUCUAAGCAAUAGUUAUCUUGUCUCACCUUUUGUUCUUAACACUCUACGCAUUGUAUCAGAUUUACAAUAACUAAACAUAUGUAACAUUGAAUUAGAAUAAAUUAAACACGAUUUCGUAUUAAUACAAAUAUUUUUAGGAAUACUACUCAUAUUGAACUUCUCAGUGACUUACAGGACGGAAUACCUAAGUAGAACCAUUUUCAUUUAAAUCCAUCACCCAGUUCACACAUACUCUCGUCAUCCCACGUUCAUGUCUGUCAAUAAUGUUUGAACUGUUUGAAACGCUAAACGCCAAUGA